AUGGCUAGCAUCUUCCUUUUUGCUCUCUAUCUAGGAGCUCUGCUCUUGGCCGUCUCGGGCGCCCUCGCUGCCCCCGCAGCCGUCGAGCUUGAUUCCGGGCUAAUCCCCGACAAGUACAUCGUCACUCUUAAGAACAGUGCUGUUGCUAGCACGGAGUCUCACCUGAACUGGGUUCGUGACAUCCACGCGCGGUCUCUGGCUAAGCGCAACACUGCUGGUAUUGAGAGAACCUUUAAUGUUGGUACUUGGAACGCCUACUCUGGCGAAUUCGAUAAAAAGACUAUUGAGAAAAUCAAGGCCAGCCCUGAGGUUGAUGCUGUUGAACCCGACGAUGUCAUGUACCUCUUGGGCGGUGCCGGGAGCAAGCCUGCGGAUAUUCUUACGCAAAAGAAUGCUCCUUGGGGUCUUGCUGCGAUCUCUCAUCGUAACAAGGGGUUUACUGAAUACCUCUAUGAUUCCUCGGCUGGCGCCGAUACUUACGCUUACGUCGUGGACUCUGGGGUCCGACAUACGCACACCGAAUUUGGUGGCCGCGUUACUCUCGGUGGUAGUGCCGUCGGUGAUGCUGGCGCGGAUAAUAUAGGCCAUGGAACUCAUGUCGCUGGCAUAAUUGGCGGUUCUACCUACGGUGUUGCUAAGAAGACCAACAUAAUCUCCGUCAAAAUCGCUGGUCGCGGAAUGUUCAAAACCGGCGCCCUUGCAGGUUUCGAUUGGGCUUUCAACGAUAUCAUCGCCAAGAAACGUGUCGGCCGAUCCGUCAUCAACCUGUCUCUUGGCGGGAGCUCAUCCAGGGCCUGGAAUGCUGCUAUCGAGGCGGCUUUCAAGCGAGGUGUUUUAUCCGUUGCCGCUGCCGGCAAUGGCGAUAAUGGCAAACCUAGCAAGCCUCUGCCAGUUUCUGGCACAUCUCCUGCCAAUUCCCCCUACGCCCUGACUGUAGCUUCUAUCGACUCCGGCUGGCGUCCCGCCCGUUCUACCAACUAUGGCCCUGGGGUCGACAUCUUCGCCCCAGGUGUCAAAAUCCUCUCGGCCUCGAACCUUACCGACUCAGCUAUUGAAACUAAGAGUGGCACUUCUAUGGCUGCUCCCCACGUCGCUGGCCUGGUUGUGUAUCUCCAAGCUCGUGAGGGUCUUCGCAAACCUGGUGAUAUCAUCCGCCGCAUCAAGGAGUUGGGCACCCCUGAUUUGGUGACCGGCAACCUUAACGGCAGCCCGAACUUGGUUGCCUACAAUGGGAACCGUAUAUGA
Molecule: messenger RNA, 1245 nt
Organism: Ilyonectria robusta
Lineage: Eukaryota; Fungi; Ascomycota; Sordariomycetes; Hypocreales; Nectriaceae
Product: subtilase
Exons: 3
Coding region: 1-1245 (414 amino acids)
Biological process (GO): proteolysis
Molecular function (GO): serine-type endopeptidase activity
Source: RefSeq, a predicted model, not a curated record